GAAUCCAUUGCCCCUAUUUCCUGUCACAUGGCUUGGAAAUAGGAUCGCCGUUUUCUACUAUCUGCUCUGUCCUCCGCGGUGUCAGAGUUAGUUGUUAUACCUGCAGUGACGCUGAGACACUUGUUUUUGAGACGACCCUUUCCCAGACUGCUGCCAGUUAAGAUACCAGCCAGCGAGCCAAACAGCCGGGCAGCCAGCGCGCGUACCAGGCUGCACUUCACCUGAGAGGGAGAUCUCCUUCAGACUUUUUAACGCACACCAUGGAUUCCUGGAGGGCCACAUCUGCGCUUCUCCUCACAGGCUUUAUCACCACGGCGGCUUUUCGGCAUUUCGACAGCGAGUGUUACACUGCAAACGGCGAGGAUUACAGGGGGUUCCAGAACCAAACCAGCCUGUAUGGAGGGAAACCUUGCCUGUUUUGGAAUGAGACUUUCCAGCAUCCUUACAACACCCUCAAAUAUCCCAAUGGAGAAGGAGGUCUGGGAAGCCACAACUAUUGCAGGAAUCCUGAUGGAGACGUCCAGCCAUGGUGCUACAUUGCCGAUCAUGAAGAUGUGACGUACUGGAAGUAUUGUGACAUACCUACAUGCCAGAUGCCCGGGAAUUUAGGCUGCUACAAAGACACAGGUCAUCCACCGACUCUUCCUGGGGCCCACGAAAUCUCCAACAAACUCACAAUUCAGACCUGCAUCAACUUCUGUCGCAGCCAGAAAUACACGCUUGCCGGCAUGGAGUCAGGAUAUGCCUGCUUCUGUGGCAAUGAAGGAGACCUGCAAGACCAUGUUAAAUCAUCCAACAUGGAGUGUAACCAUGUUUGCUUCGGUGAUCACACUCAGCCCUGUGGAGGAGACGGCUGGAUCAUCGUCUUUGACAUCCGAGUUGGUGCCUGUGGUGGGAACUACACGUCCCCGACCGGGGUGGUUUACUCCCCCGACUUCCCUGACAAAUACGCAGCCAGCCGCGUUUGCUACUGGACCAUCCAGGUCCCUGGUUCCUACGCAAUCCUCUUCAAUUUCACCUUCUUUGACAUCUCUGACCAGACCGACAUGGUGGAGCUUCUGGACGGCUACACCAGGGAGGUGGUUGUCCGCUUUGACUGGCGCAGUCCGCCGCGGGAGUUGGUGAACAUCACAGGAGACUUUGUUAUUCUGUACUUCUUCUCAGAUCGCACCAAUCAGGCCCAUGGAUUUGCUCUUUUGUACCAAGCCCUCAGACGGCAGGACACCAGAACCACAGUUCCUAGAGGUUCUGAUGAAAGCGAAGACUCCUCCAGCACGUUGGGACCGCAGCUGUCCAGCGGCGUCACCGAGCGCUCCAACAGCACAACGAACGGGCGCACCUCGCACAUCCUCUACGUGAUCACGUCCAGCCCCGGCAAACCCGAGCACAACAUGCCAGGUCAGUGGGCUGGACGCGACGAGACCACCGGCCACACCGCUAUGUGGACCAUCUACGCUCUGGCCGCUCUCCUCAUUCUGACGGUGGUGGCCAUGGUGGCCAAGCUGCUGCUCCACGUCACAGUCAAGACCCCGAACAUCCCGACAGUCAGUGGCUCAGACAGCUGCAGCCAGAGCACAGUGUCCUCUGAGCCGUGGAUCAUCCUCUACCGGCCCUCCACCAUCUCCCUCUUCAAGAAGAAGCUAAAGAGCCAUCAUGGGGAUCUCAGCCCUCUGGUGGGCCACUAGUGCUGCUGCUGCUGCUGCUCUCCACUCUUAUUGCCAUCCACGAAUCCUCUGUACGAGGGCUGUCAGAUGACAUGGCCCUCAGACAGUGAAAUUCAAUGAGGCGCUUGACUAAUAAGCAAACGACUGAGUGAUUAAUGACAACUGACUCAGUGACUGCCGCCAAAUGGCCUUUUGGCCAAAUAAAAAGAAAAAAGAUGGCAAGGCAGUCUCAUUCCUCUCGGCACCAAAGAAGGAGGGUCACGCAGGGGUAUAAGGGACCACAGUGACAGAGAGGAGAACUAUAAGGCUGCAUAGAAGCAGAUCCGCAGCUCUGACGGACUUAAAAGGACGCUUUUAACAUGCAGGAGGCCGUUUUCAUCCAUCGCAGCCGUCCUCUGCAAUCAGCAUACCUCUAAAAUCCCUCCAGACUGCAGCUUCGCGGCUGAAAAUCCAGAGCCGCAUACAGAAAACUCGGACACUUGCAGUCAAAGCUUAACAGCUUCACAACUCAUAACUGCCUCAAAUGGAAGAACAUUUGCUGUAACAAGCCAGAAUCCUUUCCCUCCAAAGAGUCGUAGAUGUUUGUCUUUUUAUUUUCCGUUUGCAGAUGCUUCCCUUCAAUUUUGUUCUUUCUCUCUUUAACAUGUCUGUAGAAAAUAACUUGGGGAUAGGGAACUAAUGGUAAUGGAGGUAUCAAAGCACUUUGGGUCCAAUUGUAAAGACCGGAGUGAAGAAGAGCCCCCUCGUCUUUUUUUUUGCUGAAAAAUUUGGGUGAGAGAAGAAAUAUCAUUGUGAAAGUUAGGGGAAGGUCUGGAUUGUUGACAAACUGCCAUCUAGAGAUGUUUAGGAUGGUGUGAGCCCAGCCACUCCUCCCCCCCUCCAUCCCAUGUGUGCUGUGGGUAGGAGUCUAUUCAGUUUGAUGGUGUUUAAGUGCCUUAAGGAUCUCCUCUUCCACUGCCAUCACUCACAAAUGAUCUAAUUGAUGCAGACGCGAGGACUGAGACCAUCACCA
Messenger RNA from Cyprinodon variegatus (sheepshead minnow), 2676 nucleotides. RefSeq names its product kringle containing transmembrane protein 1 (gene kremen1). Lineage: Eukaryota; Metazoa; Chordata; Actinopteri; Cyprinodontiformes; Cyprinodontidae. The record is from RefSeq and is a predicted model, not a curated record. The coding region runs from base 261 to 1685 and encodes 474 amino acids. The transcript is spliced from 9 exons. Gene Ontology annotation, biological process: multicellular organism development. Gene Ontology annotation, cellular component: plasma membrane.